Molecule: messenger RNA, 1499 nt
Organism: Effrenium voratum
Lineage: Eukaryota; Dinophyceae; Suessiales; Symbiodiniaceae
Source: the annotation of a GenBank genome assembly
CCAAGGACUACAAAGGCCUCAUGGAGCAGCCCAAGGAGCCCAAGUUCAAGGGCGCCUUGUGCCAGAUCUUCGUGCGCUCCCAGCCCUACGGCGGCUCCGACAAGAGCAACAACGGGCACCGCUAUGACUCCGUGCCAUUCGCCAACGGCAUGAUCACAGCUGGCAUGAGCUGCCAGUUGAUCCACUACUUGCACGAGGAUCAUGAUGCUUUCUUUGAGCUCUGCAAGGCUUUCAAUUUUAUCAUCGUAAGGUGCAAUCCCGGCCAGAUCAAGGCAGAUGGCGGGGAUCAGCAGAAGUUCGACGAUGCCAUGCGCGUAGUGCGGAAGACCGGGGUGCAGAUUUGGCCGUCCCCAGACGUCAUGGAGAAGAUGGGCGCCAAGGAUGCCUUGUGCAAGGUGGCCACGAUGAACAUCGGCUUGGAGGACACCUUGGCUUACUACUCCCCCGAGGAGUUUGUGGCGGGUUUCAAGAAGACCAUGGCAUUCCAGCCCCGCGUCAUCAAGCAGAACCGGGGAUCCUCAGGCGAGGGCAUUUGGAUCAUCAAGCUGAAGGAGGGCAACUACUGCAAGGAGUACGGUGAGCGAUCCUGCGAGGAUGGCGAGAAGCUUUCCCUGAUGGAGGCCAACGACAACCACGAGGAGGAGCACACCGUGGCCGAGUUUAUCGAGUUCUGCGUCAGUGGCCGCAACGACAAGUCCGGGGAAUGGACCUCCAAGGGCGUGGGCAAGUACUUGGAGGGCGGCAAGGCAGCCGGUGGCCAGCUUGUGGAUCAGCGCUUCUGCCCCCGUAUCGUGGAAGGAGAGCUGCGCUACAACCUCAUCGUGGACGCCCUGGUUGGCAUCAUCCACAAGAAGCCCAAGGAGGGUGGGAUCUCUGCAGUGGGUGGCACUGGCUCCACCUACACCUACUACGGCCCUGAGGAGAAGUUGUUCGACAACUUGACCACCAACUUCCUGAAGAAGGAUUUGCCCCACGUCAUGCCUGCGCUGGAUCUGGCGGAAGAGCCAGUGCCUCUUUGGUGGACCACGGACUUCAUCAACUCUUCCCCUGAGGGCACCAAGCCUGAGGAGGAGACGUGGAUCGUGGGGGAGUUCAACUGCUCCUGCGUGGGCAUCUCCCGGUGCCUGGCUGCCUACUGCAAGGAGGACACCCCGAACGCCAGCUGGGACGACAUCUCGGAGGAGGACAAGGCAGAGGCCAAGAAGUACGGGGAUCUCAUGGGGGAGAAGGCUUUGGCCAUCCUCUCCAAGUAAAUGGCUCAUGUCAUGGCAGGCUGGGUUUCACUGACACAGCCCCGCCCCAUUUUGGGGGUGCCUGUGGGCAUCUGUUUCAAAGCUAGGCCAAUGGAUCACUGAAUCGUGCAUGGCUCCUGCGGCCUUUUUGCGGCCCUUUGGCUGGGACCGCAGGAGGCUAAACUCCGGCGGCCGAAACGGCACCGGAAGGAAAAUCCCGCCAGCCUGCCAGAAGAGUCACAGAGAUUCCGUUUGCGUACGACAAAA